This is a messenger RNA of Bombyx mori (domestic silkworm), 2151 nucleotides long. RefSeq names its product blood vessel epicardial substance. The transcript is spliced from 8 exons. NCBI's taxonomy places the organism in Eukaryota, Metazoa, Arthropoda, Insecta, Lepidoptera, Bombycidae. Gene Ontology annotation, molecular function: tRNA binding; arginine-tRNA ligase activity; cAMP binding. Gene Ontology annotation, cellular component: sarcolemma. The record is from RefSeq and is a predicted model, not a curated record. The coding region runs from base 363 to 1811 and encodes 482 amino acids. Gene Ontology annotation, biological process: skeletal muscle tissue development; tRNA C3-cytosine methylation; regulation of membrane potential.
CAGUUUGUUAUUUCCUCACUUUGUAAUUUGAACUGAUUUGUGUGCUUCGAUUAUUUGCCUAGCUUGAAUCUUUUAGCAAAAAUAUAGUUUAGAAUAAAAGUUUACUUUUGAUUAUGUACGCGAGUCCUAUUGCGCUUAAUUAACUUUCUCUGAAUAUUUAUUUGCAACUAAAAACUCCAUGUUGAGGUGCUCUGUUUGUUGCUGUGCAUAUUUGUUAGUGGUUAAUAUAAAUCCAAUAUUUUUUUCGGUGAUAUUGUACAUUUAAAAAAAAAAGUGUGUAACGACUUAUAUAAAAAUUCAAAUGAUAAUAGUUAAUGUGUUAUCGAUGAGCGAUCUUGGCGUUUGUGUCCGAACUUGUCGGAAUGAUGUUGAUUAUCAGUGCCUUAAUAACUGGGAUGGUGACCGGUCUUCAGAACAUUACGACCGAGUCUCCAUCGAUGAUCAGUGACAUCACAACAUCAUUGAAUACGAAGGAUAAAGUUCCAGAAAUGGGGCUGGUUGAACCCACUAAGCUAUCUCUACCCACUAGUGACAUGGUGAAUGUCAGUAUUCACGACCAGCCGUCUAUGUGGGAUUUGUACUUGCACCACUGUUCCAAGUGGAGGCCAAUAAAUCACAUAUUUUUCCAAGUGGCGAAUAUAUUCUUUCUUAUGUCAUUCCUGGCACCUCAUACAGACAUUGGGCAAAUAUGGCUUCGGGUGGGCCUGAUGAUGGGGUGCGCGUUUUCAGGAAUGUGGGCAUGGAGUGUUGAAUGUUACUUGGAUGCAGUGCUAUGGAACAGUGUAUUUAUAUUGAUAAACUUUGUGUAUUUCUCUUACCAGUUUUAUUUAAUGAGACCAAUUAAGUUCCACAAGGAGAUUGAAGAGGUGUACUUAGCGUUGUUCAAACCACUACGGGUAUCAAGGAGACAGUUCCGCCGAGUGCUCAUGUGCAUGAGAAAUGUGAGGCACCUCAAGUGUCACGAACUCUAUGCACAUGAGAAGGUUACUAAAGUUGACAGCCUUUCGUUGGUGCUUUCGGGCAAGCUUGUGGUGUCACAGAAUCAGCGAGCUCUCCAUAUAGUGUUUCCUCAUCAUUUCUUGGACUCUCCCGAGUGGUUCGGCGUUUCGACUGACGAUUAUUUUCAGGUGUCUAUAAUGGCGAUGGAAGAGUCUAGGGUGCUGGUCUGGCAUAGAGAUAAGCUGAAACUAUCAAUAAUGUCGGACGCUUUCCUGCAAGCGGUCUUCGAUCAUAUCCUCGGACGGGACGUGGUCCACAAAUUGAUGCAGGUAAGCGAAACGAUGGCAGUCAGCAACGGUCACCUCCCUAACAGCUAUGAAGAGGGAGAGGACAAGCCGAUGCUGGUCGUGAAGAAAGCUGGCGAUGGACCUGGAAUCACCGCGAUACUCAACAGGCAGCUUCAAGGAGCAUCAUUCAUCCUGUACAACUGUGCGAGACUCGAGACAAUUAUAAGGACAUACAAUGAGAGAGUCAGUGAAGGGACAUACCCAAGUCUGCCAGAUUUCAACGAAACUGAUUUUACUUUACUCACACAUGAGGACGAAUGGUAUCUUAUCUUCAAUUUUAUAUUGGGUCUUCCUUCACUCCUGAGCAGUUGUGUAGACUUAGAAGGUUCCAAAUGUGAAUUCAAGCCACAUCAGAUCUGCAGUUUUCUAUGCUCUAUGGUUAGAGUAUUCAGCCAGUACUACAGAAAAAUUCGGAUAUUAACGGUAAGUGCAGUCGCUCCGUGUGUACUAGGCGAGCUCGAGCUUUUUGCGACGCAAUACAACAUUAUUGAUACACGGUAUGUUACGUUUGUAAAUAUUGUAUAAUGCACUUUGUUUUGGGACGUACUCGAAUCUUAGCGAGUCGAAGAUUUUAUGUUUAGUUUUUGGAACGAAAUUCCUUAUGGGACGAUGCGGAGGGGUACUCUAACCGGGAAAAAACGUCCGUAACGUAAGAUUUUUAUUAUUUAUGUAUAGUCUUAGUAUAAUGGCUAUACAGUGUAUAAUCUAUAGUCUACCUGAUGACGGUUUUUUAUAAUAGAACAUAAUUAGGCUUAAUUAGUAUCAUUCAUAUAAAUUGUUUCUUUCUAAAUAGUUUCUUUGUAUAUUAUUAUUAUAUUUUUUUUAUAAAUCAUUGUGAAUAAAAUAAAGUUGAUAACUUUGUAAA